UGGGCCGGUGUUUCCCUGUCUGUACACCCAUUUCUGUUGCAUCAUUAAAAAUCCAACCUUUAAUGACUAUCCGGUACCAUACCCACAAAAAAUUAGAUAAAACCCCAUUCUGUCCCGUCUCCCCCUUCAAGUUUCCAUUCCAUUUCACCCUCGCACCUGGAAAGUUCUUGUCUAAAGACUAUUGCUUUCUUAGACUGCUGCUGGGUAGAGUUGGUUCUCUAGCUGAAGCACCUCGAGAAUUUAACUGGGUUGGGAUUGGAUCUUGGGUUAGAGCUACAGGUUCGAGGAAAAUCGGGUUUUUGACUUUGUAGCCGAAGCUAGAGGCAAGUGGAAGCGGUGCUACCCAUUUCUGUUUUUGUUUGCUUUUUUUAAUUCCUUUCUUUUUUUUGGUUGUUUCUGCUUUGAAUUUGUGAAAGGAGAAUUUUAAUGGGGUUAUGUUUUGAAAUUCGCGAUUUGCUUUCCCUGUUUUUCUCACCCUUCUUGGAUACUGGUUUCAGGUUUCUGUUUAAAAAAAGUUGGGUGCUUUAUUGGUAUCUGGGCAUAGCUGCUGAUUAUUUGGUCUUCCUUGCUCCUAUUAAGUUUUGGGGUCAAAGGGUUUUGGCUAGGUUGUGUGAUUCUUCCAUCUCAGCCUUGGUGUUGGGGUUUCUAGUUUGUUCUAAAAUAGUAGUUCUCAGUCUGUGCCUGUAUAGAGCUGGAGUUGUGCUUCUGAAGCAGUUCAUGUUCCUGUGAAAGGAUUGUCUUAUUUGCUGUUGGUUUCUUGUUUUUUGAGAAUCUGUGUCAAAUUAAGUUGUAGGCAAGUUCUAUAUUGGUGGUUGUUCCCUUUCAGCUUUGGCUUUUUUCCUUCAUUUUGAGACUUGGUUUCCGUUCUUGCCUUUAUACUAGUCCAGAGAAAUAUCUUGCUUGAGAACUUGAGCUCUGUGAAUUUCUAUUUUUUUCGUGUUUAGGUUAGGGGUUUGCCAUAUGAGUUGAGUUCUGAACAUAAUAGAAGUUCAUAAUCAGCAAGUCUUCUGAUGAACUAGAUGAAUUGAUUUUCUAGGGCUAUUAUUGGGAAUUGGUUUUAGUGUAAGUUUAGGUUCUAUCUAUAAACCAUAACAAUUUGG
This is a messenger RNA of Rubroshorea leprosula, 1100 nucleotides long. The record is from the annotation of a GenBank genome assembly. Lineage: Eukaryota; Viridiplantae; Streptophyta; Magnoliopsida; Malvales; Dipterocarpaceae.